AUGAGGACCAGGACGAGCCUCAAGGCCUGCUUCUUCCUCAUGGCCGCCGCCUGUUUGGUCGCAUCAGCUGCAUCCGUGUCGGGACCUGCGUGUAAUAGCACUGCCACUCUCGAAUGCAAAGCGGACGGCGACGAUUCGCCCGAAGCAACCCUUCGACAGGUAGACGAACAUGCGCUGAUGACCAUGUUCUGCGCCACUGGCUGCGACCAUGUCGUCAACCGUGCUGCCUCUCGGCCAUAUGCAACCUACGUCAAGCCCAUCUGCUCCGUUCAAAAGGAUGAGACCAAGAUCGAGUUCAGAAAGUUCAAGCAGAACGGAAAGCGAAGUGCUUCCUCAUCUCAGGACACGAAGCUGGCGGACAGAGACAUUGACGAUCGCACGAUCAAGGCUGCUACCUUGCGAUUCUGCUGUACCGAUCAGGCUGGUCGAGACUAUACUCAAGCAGCAGCAAAGCGGAUCGGGCUCGAGCUGUCCAUCUGCAAGCCGUUGUCAUAG
Molecule: messenger RNA, 495 nt
Organism: Kalmanozyma brasiliensis GHG001
Lineage: Eukaryota; Fungi; Basidiomycota; Ustilaginomycetes; Ustilaginales
Exons: 2
Coding region: 1-495 (164 amino acids)
Source: RefSeq, a predicted model, not a curated record